AUGAAUGUCGACUCAGCAUGUUAUGGUUUGUUUAUCGAUAUCAAUGAUACUCUUUACUGUUCAUUGCCUAGUGAUUAUCAAGUGGUGAAAAGAUCAUUGAAUGAUGCUGCGAUGUCUUUAAAUCGUGUUGCUGCUGGAACAGGUAUUGGAGGAUCAGCCUCAAAUCAACUCAAUCGUCCUCGUGGAAUUUUUGUCGAUGUGAAUUUGGAUUUAUAUGUGGCAGAUUGUCUAAAUCAUCGAGUUCAGCUAUUUCAGUCAGGAGAAUCAAAUGGUAUCACAGUAGCUGGAAAUGAAUCAUUAAAUCCAACAAUUAGACUUGAUUGUCCAAGUGGAAUUCUAUUAGACGCUGAAAAAUAUUUAUUCAUUGUGGAUAAUAACAAUCAUCGUAUUGUUGGUUCAAGCUUGAAUGGUUUUCGAUGUUUAGUUGGAUGUUAUGGAAUGGGCUCACAAUCUAAUCAAUUGAAUAAGCCAUUUAGUUUUAGUUUUGAUCAUUCUGGAAACAUAUUUGUUGCUGAUCAAUCAAAUCAUCGAAUUCAAAAAUUUCAAUAUAUCGAAGAAUCAUGUGAGAAUUAA
Molecule: messenger RNA, 573 nt
Organism: Adineta steineri
Lineage: Eukaryota; Metazoa; Rotifera; Eurotatoria; Adinetida; Adinetidae
Source: the annotation of a GenBank genome assembly